CUCGAUCAUCUUUGCACGUCAUAGCUCGGCCUUUACGAAGUUCAGUGUAGACGGCAGAUUCCGAGGCGCAUGACGUGCGACGCCAUACAAUGCAGGACACAACGGUCGGAGAAUUUCCACUGUGCUGGAAGGGCUGCGGCGCCGAUCACUCAUGCUGUGUGUUUGUACAAAGGUUGCAACUCUGUCGCCCCAGCUGCCGAAGCGAACCCACUCGGAAGUGCCGCCAUUCCUGUAAAACAGCUACGACGCGAACAUGCGGUUUGUGUUCGAAACCGCGACGAACUGCCGCCGAACCCCUUCGGCUCAUCUCCGAACCUGCCGUGCUGCUCGAGAACGUUGAGGUGGUUGGCCAUGUUUGGGAUCGGGAAGCACGCAACUGGUUGAACGAAGAAGGGGCUUGCUAGAUCGAAAGGAAGGAGUCACAGCAUAUGCAUUGCAAAUCUUGCCUGUCACAGCGGUCCGGAAGAGCGUCUGACAACUCCGAAGCUACCGAAUACGACGACGCGGUAUGAACCGUUGUCCUGGCUGGGGGCGUAAAGUGCAGGUUGGGACUGUGAACAAGGCGGACGUGUGACCCCAACUCCCUGCGUGAUUCUUACGACCUAAGGUCCUACGUUGAGUCUGUGUGCUAGCUCAAGUACCGAGCACCGUGUAAGGAGUAGACC
Cucurbitaria berberidis CBS 394.84 is the source of this 665-nucleotide messenger RNA. RefSeq lists its product as uncharacterized. The coding region runs from base 90 to 404 and encodes 104 amino acids. NCBI's taxonomy places the organism in Eukaryota, Fungi, Ascomycota, Dothideomycetes, Pleosporales, Cucurbitariaceae. The record is from RefSeq and is a predicted model, not a curated record. The transcript has a single exon.